Ilex paraguariensis (yerba mate) is the source of this 522-nucleotide messenger RNA. The record is from the annotation of a GenBank genome assembly. NCBI's taxonomy places the organism in Eukaryota, Viridiplantae, Streptophyta, Magnoliopsida, Aquifoliales, Aquifoliaceae.
AUGGCGGAAGCUGCAUCAUCGUCGUUGUCAGCUCUUUCCGGGAAAUCGGAUUCGGAGAUUGAAGACAUGCUGGAUCGUAUGCUGACCCGAUUGGCUCUCUGUGAUGACUCCAAGCUCCAGAACUUGCUCUCCAAGCUUCUUCCCCUCACCAUUUCCUCUCUCUCCUCUCAGUCCCCUGCCGUCAGAAACAAGGUUAUCGAGAUCCUCAGUCAUGUGAACAAGAGAGUGAAACACCAGCCCGAGAUUGGUUUGCCAUUGUCAGAUUUGUGGAACUUGUAUAUGGAAGCUAAUGCUACUCCAAUGGUUAAGAACUUUUGCAUUGUGUAUAUUGAGAUGGCAUUUGAACGUGCACAUAAGGAGGAAAAGGAAAUCAUGGCACCUCUUCUUCUGGCUAACAUUUCAAAGCUUCCUCCUCAGCAGCAAGAGAUAAUCUUGAGAACCAUUGCAAGGAUGACCAAGGAUGUGGUUACCUCUGUUCUGGAGUUGAAGUAUCCCGGCUUUUCCCCAGCAUGGAAGAAGUAG